Mercenaria mercenaria is the source of this 597-nucleotide messenger RNA. RefSeq lists its product as uncharacterized. NCBI's taxonomy places the organism in Eukaryota, Metazoa, Mollusca, Bivalvia, Venerida, Veneridae. The record is from RefSeq and is a predicted model, not a curated record. The transcript has 4 exons. Bases 86 to 406 code for a protein of 106 amino acids.
UACGGACGUCAUUGAUAAAAAAAAAACACUAACAGUGCAAAUCGCUAUUACAAGGUCAAAAAAAAUUGUCUAUAAUAAAACAAAAAUGGGAACAUGUCUAGGAAAGCAUAGAAAAAAGCGGAACACUAUAUGUCCCUCCGGCACAGAAGACGGUUUACGUAAACACUCCACUAGACGUAAGGCACCAGAAGACAUGAUACAAGAGCUUGAGGAUGCAAACACCGAAGAUUCUAAAAUAGCAACUGCUGGAGUAUCAUUCACAGUAGACUUCCGUGAUGGGGAUCCUACCAGGAUGCCAUCUAGACUAGCAGACAGACUUGACGGUGCUGUCACACCUCCCGAUGACGACAACGAGGUAAAAUAUACACCAGAAGAAAGACAAAUUGGCAGAGCUUUUGCGAAAUGACGUUUUGCGCGAGAAGAAAGAAAAGGCCGCAAAACACUCAGAAGUCCGGGCUUAAACAGUGACUCCCGGUAAGUCGUAAAUCGAUUUGGAUGCUGAACUUGCACACUGGAUCUUUACGACAGACGUUAGCUUUAGAUUACUGUUUAAUAUCAUCUCUUACGAUACAAUAAAGUUUUUAUGUAUAAUUGUCA